Molecule: messenger RNA, 399 nt
Organism: Colletotrichum graminicola M1.001
Lineage: Eukaryota; Fungi; Ascomycota; Sordariomycetes; Glomerellales; Glomerellaceae
Exons: 1
Coding region: 1-399 (132 amino acids)
Source: RefSeq, a predicted model, not a curated record
AUGGAGACGCUGGCGAAGCUGGCGAGUUGCUUGCUCGGAACAACAUCGCUGUCCGGCACAUGGCUCCUUGCGCCAUCAUAUAGAUAUCCAGCCAGCCGCUUCACCACAUAUACCUGUUGCCAGGAAAUGGCUCUCUUCCGCCGUAGCUCGUCCAGCUUGGAAGUCAUCCUCGACCGCCCCGACGAUAUCUUGUGUGAGCGGCUGCGCUCGAACCCGCUCACGACGAAGGCCAGACACCUGAACAAUUCGUUCCCCGAGGCGAACGACGGCACGGCGACGGUAGUCUGCAACUCGAAUACGCACAACGCCCGACCGCGCCUCCUGCUCGGGGACAUGCUCAUCCACGCGCCGUCCAAGGGCCACGUGUACGACCCGCGCGGCGUCGGGGGCCUGGGUUGA